This is a messenger RNA of Engraulis encrasicolus (European anchovy), 3935 nucleotides long. Its product is annotated as CRACD-like protein. The record is from RefSeq and is a predicted model, not a curated record. NCBI's taxonomy places the organism in Eukaryota, Metazoa, Chordata, Actinopteri, Clupeiformes, Engraulidae. The transcript is spliced from 11 exons. Bases 154 to 3249 code for a protein of 1031 amino acids.
CCAUGGGAAGACCCAGGUGCGAGUCAAACAACAGACCCCCACACCAGGACUUUGACAGGAGGGCAUGAACUUGUGGAUACUCUGUACAUUUUAGAGGGAAUUCGUCCGAUUUGAUGGUCGACGUUCUGCACCGACAGAACUCUACAUAAAGCCAUGUUCAGAAGCGCAACAUUGCCAGAGCGUGGUGCGGAUGAAGUCCCAGGACGGAAGAAGUCCCGAUUUAAAGCCCUGAAGACGCGUCUGUUCGGGAGGCUGAAGAGGAAGGAUGGCGAGGCACUGGGGAAGACGCAGAGCCAGUCCACUAGUGACAUCACCGCUCCCGAGGCGGCACGUGGAGGAUAUGACUCAGAGGACGACUCUCACCACCCCAAAGGCACUCUAAACUCCCGCUCGCUGUCCCAUGACAGCAUCUUCCUGGCUGACCAGGCUCAGGGGCCCUCGGAGCCCACACGGGUCCUGUCACAGGAGAACGUCCCCAGCAGGAUCAAAGCCCUACAGAUGAAACUGCAGCAGCAGAACUUCCACCUGCGGCGCCCCCCGGUGCCUUUCCCCAGUAAGCGCAUGGAGGACUCGGGGGCCACCUCAGAGGAUGACGGCCUGCCACACAGCCCUCCAGACUUCACUUUCCAGGAGCCAGCAAGAUACCAUUCCUCUUACAAGAGGAACCACAGCUGUCUCAGCCUGGCUGGGACAGGCAGUGAAGAGGAAGAACAGCCUCCAUCCAGGCCUAUCUCUCCCUGGUCCCAUUCGCACCACAGAUCCAGCAGCCCGGCCUCCCCUUCAGCAGACUUCAGUAGCCCGGCUCAGUUCACCUCCUGCCUGGACACCUCCGCCGCACGACACAGAGUCUCCGUCAAGCCCCGCAACCAGAGGCCCACCUCCAAAGCCAGGAAGCUGCCUACGAGUGUACAGAGGCCUCGCUCUGAGAGCAUGCAUGACCUGAUCCUGUCAGAAGGGGAGGAGGACAAGGUGGACAGAACUGCCAACCCUCAGGAGGAGACACCUCGCUUCCGUUCCCACUCUGCUCAAGUUGUGACAGCUGAAAGGGAAAGGCAGCUUUUCCUCGACCUCCAGGCGGAUGAAAAGCAAAAGCAAAGGAGAUCCCUCGAUCUAGAGCUACAGGAGGAGGACCAGGUGUUCAUACCCAGCCCAGAAGAUCCUCUCCCCAGAUCAGGGUCUGCUCUUAUCAUCAGUGAGGAUGAAGAACCAGAGCAGACAGAGUCAGAGAAACAGGUCACGUCCAACCCUCUUUACCUUCAGCCCAUGCCGGACGACCUGCAACAGUAUGAGCCCUGCGACGUGGCUGAAUCUCCUGUGCCUCAGUCCGUGCUCACUGAUCCUGCUGCAGAAACUUUGGAACAGUCUGUGGACAUGCAAUGUUCUGUAGAAGAGUCUGUGGAUGAGGAAUUCCCAAUGGAACAGUCUGUAGAUAUGGAGUGUUCUGAAGAACAGUCUGUUGAUGUUGAAUCUUCUGGAAAAGAGCAGCAGGACAUUUGUCAGGAGAAAUCUGGGAAUCUGACAGAAGCGCAUAAACAGGUUCCCAUCACUGCAGAAGAACCUCUUCCUAAUAUCAUUCUUCAAAAGCUGGAAUCUGAAGCACCUCCAGCGGAGAAUGAACAGAGUGUAGAUGAGCCGAUGUAUGAACACAGGCCCACCACACAGGAUGUAGGAGAGAAGAGUACUUCCUCUGAAGAGAGAAGGAAAAGCCUUCUCGGUGAUAAAAGCACACCACCUGUUCGUCUCGCAGACACUCAAAUUAAAUAUCAGCCUGUGACUGGUCUAAAUGAUAGGACACCCAUACCAGAACCUUCACGGGCUGGAUCGCUGAAGAGAACACCAGAGGCCUCUGGUACUAAGACAGAGAGAGAAAUUCCUGAAGUGGUUCUCAGGAGAGCGAGAGUGCCACCUGCUGGUCAGGAGAAUCAAAUGUCAACAAAUGGUGACAGAUCGAGGCCAAGCUCCAGACCGAACUCUGGGUCUUACCAGUUUUCAGUAUCUUCAGCCCAGCGUCGUUCCAGAAUUGUCAGUAGCGGGGAAUGGAAUGAAACGUGCUCAGAGGAAGUUAGGAAACCAGAACACACAGCUAUAGCCCCUUUGAAUAACAGCAAACACACACCAGGGAAACCCAGCAACCAAUCGGAGGAUAAACCCAAAGAGCUUCCACAGAAACACCAGCUCGCUCCAGAAAAGAGAAGCAUUGUGCGAAGAGAGACUGUGCCAAAUAGCUCUGUCACCACCACCACCACCACCAAGACAGUGGAGGAGAAGACAAACAACCAUGUCAGACGAGCCAAAGGCCCAGAACUCCAGGGCAAGACGGCUGAAAGGGAGGAGAAAACGAAUGCUUUUGGAGUGAAAUUGCGCACCACGUCGCUGUCUCUGAAGUACCGCUCUGAGACAGCCCAGUCUGAGGUCCGGAAUAACAAGCGUAACAGUUUGGAGGCCGGCAACAAGACCGCUGCGUCUGUGGAUGUGCCAGGCCCACACAUAGGCGCUCUUCCAUCUUCUGCAGAUAGGAACAGCUCAACGACUCUGAGAACAGAAACCACAAAUAAGUCCUUUGCUAUAAGGAAGCACUCCUCCCUGAAAUCAGACAUUAUACUCAACUCCACCACCAUGCCCUCUGGUUCGGAAAAUAUCAGGAGCAAAGAAACAUCAGCUACGUCUAGACAACAGAACAGAUUGUCCACCUCUUCGCUGGGUUCAGCCGAGGGCCUGAAAUCUGAGCCCACUAUGAGGACGUCUCUUCGAGACAAAGCCAAGGCCCCACAGCAAGCCCCACUCCCGAACCAACCGCCUCUUGCGCCAACAGAGCUACCACCACCGCCACCCUACUCUGCACGACCUGUGCACCUCCGGCCCUUAACCCUACGGCAUGCCAACUCAAUAGCAGGCUCAACGCCAUCGAAGCUGGGGACCAAUCCAUCGCCGGUAGCAACAGCAGCACAGAAGCCUGCAGCCAAGGAAACUCCGGACAGGCCCACGGUUUCCCGGGCGACAGACAACACUGCAGCGCAAAGGAGACGUGACUGGGCAAACACGGCUGUAGAUACGAGAGCUGUGGUUUCCACCAGCAUUAUUGAGGUGGACCAGCAGCCCACACACAGAAUCAAAUCAGCACCUGGGCCCUCUGUCACACAGCUGUCUUCAUCAUCAUCAUUCCUACGUCAGUCAGACAGGAGUCAGCCAUCUUGGAUGGAGCUGGCCAAGAGGAAGACCUCAGCAUGGAACGACAAUAACAGACAGUGAACGGAAGACACGAAAAAACCUUCAGCAGAAAGGAUUACUCCAGGCAACCCCCAAGUAGAAAACAAAGAGGAAAGAAAAUGAAAAAUCCUUUAACUUUUUGGCAACAUGUUUCAACCAUAUUUCAGGGCUUAGUCUCUAGACAAAGGUGUAUAAGCCUAACCUAUAUAGUGGCAUGUCACAUGACCUUGAAGUCACUAUUUAGGUGAAGCUAGAGAAAGAUGUUGACUCUUUAAAUCAUGAUAUAAUAAAAAAGUUAAUGAAGGCUUUUUCAAUAAUCCUUCCUCUUUGCUUACCACUUGGCGUCGAGUUGAUUUUUUGUUGUUGAAUUGGACUAACCCCCUUCGUUCAAGAGCACCCAACACUUUCGUGAAGAUACUGCAACCUUGUCUAUACGAGCUAUCGGCCACCUUUCAUAAAAAUUAUGAAGAAGACAUUUGGUGGAGCUCAAACACUUGGAGGUGACAGAACUAGAGAACUGAACUGAAUUCUGAGGAGAGUUCCGCUUUAUGACUGUUUUUAUAGUUACUUUAGCCUUAAACUUUAUCAUUCAUUGAUUAUUUGAUUCCAAAUAACGGAUGAAUGUUUUUGAUUCGAUAUUUGUUCAUUCCAUGGUAUCUGGUAUCACUCCUCUUCUUAUAUAAACAUAUAUUCUAUAUAUAAGAAUAAAAAAAGUCUGUUUGAAUCAC